AUGUCCAACGCACAAGUCAACAUAGAAGAUGAGCCCGAUUGUGGCUCAGAUGCUGAUGUGAUGUCCGAUGAUGGACUUUACAUUCUUGGAAUUUCAGCAACAGAACCUGCUGGCACAACAACUGUUGAAAUAGAUGUAACCAAGAGGAAAAGAAGGAGUACUGUUUGGGAGGAUUUUGAAAUUCUUGAGGGGAAGGGUUUUAGUGAUGGGAUGGAACGAGUAAAAUGCAUUAGGUGUGGGCAAAUCUAUAAGGUUGAUAGUACUACUAAUGGAACUGGAAUCCUUAGGAGACAUAUUUUAAAUUGCCCAAAACGGAAAAACAAAGGACCAACCCAAAUGACUCUGGGUGUUAAUGAUGGAAAAUUAAUGUUAAGAGAUAAAAAGAUUGACCAAUUCUGGGUGCGUGAUAAGGUCACAAUGCUUAUUGUGAGACAUGAGUUACCUUUAAUCUUUGUUGAGUAUGAGGAGUUCAGGGAAUUAAUCACAUACCUUUUUCCUGACUACACCCAUAUUACCCGAAACACACAAUUGGCAGAGAUUUUGAAGCUUUACAAUUUGGAGUCCAGUAGAAUCCAUAAUCUACUUAAGUCAUUUAAUGGAAAGAUUUCUUUGACAAGUGAUCUAUGGACAUCCAUCACCAAUGAUGGAUACAUAUCUUUGACUGACCAUUAUAUUGAUAAGGAUUGGGUGUUGCAUAAGAAGUUAUUGAAGUUUUGUAUCAUGCCACCUCCACAUACUGGCAUCAAUAUUUGUGAAAUGGUUUCAAAGAUCUUGUCUGAGUGGGGUAUUAACCGAAAAUUAUUUUCAAUUACUUUGGAUAAUGCUAUUUCUAAUUUCAGUUUUAUUGAGUUGUUGAAGAGAAAUCUGAAUUUGAAGAAUGCUCUUUUAUACGAGGCUGUGACAUUGAUUCGAUCUAGUAUAGCCUAUGUGAAAGGAUCACAAGCAAGAAAAAUGAAAUUCUUGGAUAUUUGUAAGCAAUUGUCAUUACCAAGUAGUAAGGGGUUGCAUGGAGAUGUCACCACAAGGUGGAACUCAACUUAUAUCAUGCUUGAUUCUGUUUUAUUUUAUCGGAAAGUAUUUGAGAACCUUGGACUAGUGGAGGACAAUUAUAAGACUUGUCCAAGUUCUGAUCAAUGGUUAAAGAUUGAGAAAUUGAUGGACUUUUUGCAUUCCUUCUAUGAAAUCACUGUUUUUUCAGGUUCCAAGUAUCCUACAUCAAAUUUGUAUUUUGAAAAUGUUUGGAAGAUUCACAAAAGAUUGUUAGAAGAUGUAUCACAUAGGCUUAGUUUUAUGAAGCCAAUGCCAGUUGAAAUGAAAAAGAAAUUUGACAAAUAUUGGAGGAACUAUAGUCCAAUUUUGGCCAUUGCCUUAGUGUUCGAUCCUCGUUACAAGCUUAGUUUUGUGACUUGGGCAUUUGCUAAGCUUGCUCCUUUGGAUCCAAUUGGAAUUGAUAUGGGAAACAAUGUGAAAUUUGCUUUGUAUCAACUUUUUAAUGAAUACAAGAGUAUGAAAGCAAGUGAUUAUGAAAUUCCAGUACUGUUCACUAGUCUUGGGAAAUCUAGAACCAGAACUGAAUUUAUGCAAUCCGUGAUUGAUGAGGCAGAUAAUGGAACUAAAGCUCAGCUAGAUGUGUAUCUAGAUGAACCCAAGAUUUCGUUCAAUAAUCGUGAUGAUGAGUAUGAUGUGUUGGCUUUUUGGAAGGCGAAUGGGUCAAGGUGUCCAGACAUGGCUCGGAUGACUCGUGAUGUCUUAGCUAUACCAGUUUCAACGGUUGCAACUGAGUCAGCUUUUAGCGCUAGGGGUCGUGUUAUUGACAAAAAUCGGAGCAAACUACUACCUACCAACGCUGAAGCACUAAUAUGUCUUCGAGACUGGAUGUUUGAUAUAGAUGUCAGAUAUGAACCUAUUGAUGAUCCCGUUGAUGUGGACAACGCGCUAGAAAAUGUGCUUGGACGGUUGCAGAUUGAAAGGGAGACUGGUGAGCCUUCAGGUUAUAAUAAGUAG
Telopea speciosissima is the source of this 2004-nucleotide messenger RNA. RefSeq names its product zinc finger BED domain-containing protein RICESLEEPER 2-like. Gene Ontology annotation, molecular function: protein dimerization activity; DNA binding. The record is from RefSeq and is a predicted model, not a curated record. Bases 1 to 2004 code for a protein of 667 amino acids. Lineage: Eukaryota; Viridiplantae; Streptophyta; Magnoliopsida; Proteales; Proteaceae. The transcript is spliced from 4 exons.